Messenger RNA from Xyrichtys novacula (pearly razorfish), 8490 nucleotides. The record is from the annotation of a GenBank genome assembly. NCBI's taxonomy places the organism in Eukaryota, Metazoa, Chordata, Actinopteri, Labriformes, Labridae.
GCUUAUGCCUUGGGCCGACUCUGAGCUAAUAUUUGGUUAAACAGCAUUGAUAAUCUUAACAAUAACAACAACAACAACAACAACAGCAAUAAUAAUAAUAAUAAUAAUAAUAAUAAAAACAACAACAACAACAAUAAUAAUAAUGAUAAUAAUAAUAAUAACAACAACAAAAUAAUAGUAAUAAUAAUAAUAAUAUGUAUACGCUAAUUACAAAAUUGUUAAACUGCUUUAUGAACUCCCUUUCUGUACUAAUUCCUGAAUCUAAUAUUCAUAAAAAUAUAGGAAGCAAAGUGACCCUCAUUAGUAUUUAUUUAUUUAUUUAUUUAUUUUUUUUAAAUAUGGGAUUUUUUUUUUUGGAGGGGGGGUUUUGACGUCACGGAGCCCCAUCCAUCCCUGUAUUUUUCCCUGUUUGGGGCGGGCAGGAGUCCUCCCCCUUUUUGCUGCUGCUUGAUUUUUUUUUUCCUUCCCUGUACAGUAACUUGUUUUGUCCCAGUUUUCAUUGUUGAAUUUUUUACACCCCGCCAUUCUUCGCUUGCUGCUGGAUUCGUUCCAACCCACGCGUGAACGGAAACUUGCGUGUUGUUAGUUCAAUACGAGUCUAGACAGCGGCCGCUUCUCUCCAGGGGAGGUAAAUAUACAUCUGGCGAGAGAAUGAAUAAAAGGUGAACAGCAGAUGAACUGGUAGCCAAUCACAAUCCGAGCUUGAGGCGGCAUCCAGGCUCUGAUUGGUCAGUUUCACCUCGAGCUCUAGCUCUUAUUGAUUCGUUCUCUGCAGAUCUGACUAUCAUUCUCCCUUUCUGGGUUACUGUACUUUCUAGCAGAAGAGCUUUAAAAGAAAAAAAAUAUCCUUUCUACUCCCCCUGCUAUCCUUCUGGUGAGUGAAACGCACAAUUUUUAUCGGCGCUACAGGUGUAAAAUGACUGUUACGCAAUCUUCUAAACGUCGUGUGUCAGCUAGAAGUCAGCAUCAUCGUUACAUGACCAUCCUCUGCCUCACCAGCGUAGCUUAGCUUUGUUAGCGUCAAAAUAAUUCACAUAUUCGCAAAGGUGUAAAGGUGUAUUAUCGCUUCCUGUAUCCAAAACGCGGACAUGAUGGAUUUCUCUCUCUUGUUUGCCGCUUAGAGCAUCACCCCUAAAACCGCUGGCAGCACCAUGACGGAGGCGGAGGCGUUAGAGAAGAAGCAGCAGCAGCACAAGCCCAGCAACGGGAAUGUUCCUCCAGAGGCCACCAGAGAAGACGUGUUUGAUCACACAUACAAAGAGAAAGAAGGCCCCAAACCUCCAAGGAUCAUCGUGUGGAGAAAUGUCAUAUUGAUGUCUUUAUUGCAUAUAGGUGCCCUGUACGCCUUCUUCCUCAUCCCUUCAGCAUCUGUUUUGACCUUGCUUUGGUGUGAGUAUAUGUAUCCUACCUGUUUGCAUCAGUUCUGCAAAAGUGAUGAUUAGGAUUGUUGCAUUGGAUAUGAUAUUGAUGUAUAUAACAGCUGUUAUGUCAGUGGCCCUGCCCACUCCUCGCAUGGCGCUGUACUUCAUGUUCCCAGUAUGUGGCAUGUGCUGGGAUUAUAUCAUCAGCAGGGAUUUCAUGUCGGAGCAUGUAUAUAAAGUUGUAAAUUCCCUCCUCUGGCAGACAGUUUGCACUCUUAAAACAGAGAUCGCACAUCAUGGAAGGAAAGCGAAAAAAUUAAUACAGCUAGUUAAUCAUCUUAACUGCAUGCUUUAUCCUAGGCCUGGGCGAUUUGGCAAAAAAAAUGAUCACGAUAGAUUUUGUCAUAUCGUCCGAUCGCGAUUAUUAUCACGAUUUUUUUUUAAACUGCCUGUUUUAAAGUAUGUAUACUAAAAACUAAAGAAACUAGAGAUUGGUUUAACAUUUUAUGAACAUAUAAAGUAAAUAACAAAGCAAAUUGAAUAAAAUACACAUAGAAAAAUAUUUAAAGAACAUUUUAACUCACCAGUACAACAAAUGUAGAUAAAUAUUAAAUAAUACAGUGAAUUAGUUUACAGCCCUGAGUGUUUCUGCAGGUAUGCAAGACCCAAAAGAAACAAAUCGCCCCCUCAGGGAUAAUGAAGACGCCUUAAAAUGUAAACAUUAGAUGAUGUAAAUGUAGAUGAUAUAAUUUAUUGCUUUGGUUGGGUAGCUGCCGCGAUAGUUGUGGCUAAACUGCUAAUGCUACUCGUGCUAAUGCUACAUGUGCUUUCCGCAUAAUCAUUCAGGAAGUACUUCUUCAAAUGAUUCAACAGAUUUGUUGUGAUGCCGUUUUUUGAGGGCACCGAUCGCCGACAUACGUUGCAUAUCGGCUUAAUUGCUCGACGUCACUUUGGAGAUACCCGAACCACUGCAACACAACCGACGUUGAAUAACUUCUUAACAAUAACAUCUUCUGAGGAUGACUCAAAGUCACGGCUGACAUUUACUUUGCUGCCCUCAGCUUUGCGUUUAGCUCCAUGCUCAGUUGUUCUGUUUACUUCUCUGAUUGGCUGUUGUGACGCACAUUUCCGCUAUGUUUGAUGGAGUAAAUAUGCUCACAGCUGAUCACCGCGAUCAAACUGAAAUUUAUCACGAUCAUAUAAUCGCCUAGUCCUACUUUAUCCUCUUUUACACCUAAUUGUUUUAAGUCAGGGAGUCAGGUUUCUUUUACAAAACUACAAAAGCUGGAUUUCAAUGCACCCAGUUCAUACAUCCAAUCAUCAAAUGGUUUUUUUUUCCAACCAUCCAUCUAGUCAUUAUCUGAUGUGACGUAAUAAUUACAUUACCCAGAGUGUAUCACAAUCCCAUACAGCAUGCAUUACUUCGGUUAUGGUUAGUUAAUCUCCUGGGGAAUAAGUAGACCGCAAACCAGCUCAACUUAAUGCAGAUUUCAAGGAUUUUCAGCUUGCUGUAUCAUGCAGAGAGCUCUAGUGAUACAUUGAAAGCAAAUAUGUUAAUAUUUGCUUACAGUAGAAAGGAUUUUGCUUAAAAAAGUGCUAAAGACAGAAGUAGAAAGUCAUUGGAACUAAUUUGUUGGUGUAUUUCUCUCCGCAGCUGUCCUUUGUUUUUUGAUAAGUGCUUUAGGAGUCACUGCAGGAGCUCACCGCCUGUGGAGUCACAGAUCCUACAAGGCCACAUUACCUCUAAGGAUCUUCCUCGGUGUCGCAAACUCCAUGGCGUUUCAGGUGCCUAUAAAUGACACACAAACAGACAUCUGGCUGUGAUAAUAGCUGUUUUCACGGCCGUGUAAGUACCAUAUUGCAGCCGCAGCGUGUGUAAUCUCCGCCUCUGCUUGAACCCGCAGAAUGAUAUCUUCGAAUGGGCUCGAGACCACAGGGUUCACCACAAAUAUUCAGAGACUGAUGCUGACCCUCAUAACGCCGUGCGGGGCUUCUUCUUCGCUCACAUCGGCUGGCUGCUCGUGCGCAAACACCCGGAUGUCAUUGAGAAAGGGCGCAAGUUGGAGCUCAGUGACCUGCUCAACGACAAAGUUGUAGUGUUUCAAAGGAAGUAAGUAAAAAAUUGGUGCUAAAUAUGAUAAAAUGCUUUAUUAAUUUGACUAGAAAAGAAGACAAUAGUAAAUCUAGUCUCAAACAACAUCAAAUAAAGAAUAAUUAGCUCAAAAAAACUCCUCCACCCACAACAGUUUGCUUUCAACUGCCAGAGAUAUGUCUAUACAGGAACAGAUCCGUGAGUAAUUCUGGUUUAGCAGGCUGACAGUUAUAUGUCAUGUUAUCUAUGUUGGCUUGUGUGUUCACUGUCAUGUGAAGAAAGGGUCUGACAAUGAGGACAUUUGUGUCGCGCACUGUGUAAACAGCUCCAUUCGUUCUCCUCUCCGCCCACUUUCUUUAGGCACUACAAGCUGUCCGUGCUGCUCAUGUGCUUCUUCAUCCCCAUGUUUGUGCCUUGGUACCUGUGGGGGGAGUCUUUAUGGGUGGCCUACUUCAUCCCUGCUCUGCUGCGGUACACCUUGGUGCUGAACGCCACCUGGCUGGUUAACAGCGCGGCUCACAUGUGGGGGAACAGGCCCUAUGACAAGAACAUCAACCCGCGGGAGAACAAGUUUGUCACGUUCAGCGCUAUAGGUACGAGAAACUCAGACACAUGUCGAGAUAACACAAUAAAUGCAAAAAAGAAAUGUAGUGUCAAUAUAAAUGUGUCAUUUUGCUGUUGUAGUCCUUCUUUAAAGAGAGUUAACAUUUAAGUUUAGAGGGCUUACAUUGACUGUUAGGCACACUCUUUAUUUACAUACGGCUGCUUUGACAUUUCAAGAGACCAUGUGAAGUUCAUAAGAGGAUUAUCACAAAAUGCACAAGCAACUCUGAACACUCUAUACCCAAAUUCAUCCAAAAUACUCUUAUAUGUUUUCUGUAUGCCUGAAUGUUGCUCCACUGUACUUCACUGGUCUCCACUCACCCCAGAAGAAUCUCUAAAUGAACUAGAUCUACUUUGAUUUCACUUAGUUUACUCUACUGAAAAUAGUUCAACAGACAGUUACACUGAAGAUGCUUCCAAAUGCUUUACUCUGAAUUUUUUUGUGUAGCUUCUUUUCCUUAAAAGUCACUCAGUACGUUUAUAUGCGCGGAUAAAUUGUGCUGCAGUCAAUGCUCUUUGCCCCAGUUCACAUGCACCAGGUAAGAUUUAAAUCAUUGCGUGCCUUCCUCUGCUGCAGCAGGUUGCAACACGCCCCCCUUUUAGUUUGUUACUAUCAUAUGACUGAGAUAUUACAAACCAAAACAGUCGGCACGUUAGCAAGAAGGAAUUGUGGUGUAUCAACAAGAACUCCACCACUUUCACUGGAAAGUUUCUUCUUUUUACGUCCUUUCUUUAUCUGUCAAGGUUUCGUUUCCUACCUGGCUGCUUAGCAACACAUUUAUGCUAUUCAACCUUCGGCUUAGAACUUGGCUUGUGAACACUGGGGGCUGUUUUAUUGUUUUUUUAUUGAACCGUAUAUAUGACAUGGAAAAUAGACCCCUAACUGCAUUACCCAGGUAUGUUAGUCUGACUACGAGAAGUUUGUUUUAGUGGAAUUAUGAUUAAGACGAACAAGUUUUCAUGUUUUUAAAAGUUCCGUUUCAGUCCAACUAAGGUAAAAUAUUGACUAUUUUGAACUGCAUGUAAACGCACUGACUGUCGAAUUUAUCAUUUGACGAACAGGUGGGGUGAGCAAAGGGGCGUGUCAAUCUGGUAUCUAACAGUGAGAUAAUCUGACUGUUGAGUAUUCCCAUUUCAACGCAGUGUACCUUUAAAUCAAAUGCAAAGUACAAAAAACAUUGAACCAUUGAGUGGUCUUAUUCCAAAGUAGUUGUGUUCUUUUAUAAACAAGCAUAAUUUCCAACUCUGAUAAUUGCAUCCAAAACAUACAGCAGAAAAUGAGGGCUUUACAUUUUCAGCCAUGGAUAUCGGCACAACAACAACGAGGUGUAGACCAAGCCAAAUACUGCAGUUACUCACAGUCAAUCCCAGCACAAACAGUAUCAGCGCUGCCAGUCCAGCUUUGCACACAGAAGAAGUCUGCUUUGUCUUUUAGAAUAGCACAUAAUUUGAAGUCCUCAUUAGGACCCAACCGAUAUGGAUUUUUUGGGGCCGAUGUCGAUACCGAUUAUCUUAACUCACGUUACUCAUUUCCGGUCCGGUCUCAUUUGGAGACAUGCAGCUGCCUCAGUAAGAGUUCGUAGCGCGAUCACGUUAUGUGUACUGUUGUUUAUUCUACCUUUACCGGCACGGCUAACAGUGUAGCAAGGCUAACAGCUGAUGGCUAACUCUAACUUUAGCUUGCAUAUUACAUGGUGCUGCACCGUUAACUCGGCGUGACCGAGACCAGCACAGCGGGGAACAUCGUGAAGUGGGUUGAACUGAAACUUGUUGACUUAUUGUGUAUUUCACAAACCGGUUUAUUUACCGUUGAGGCGGACCACUCUCCUCCGUGCGUCCCUGAGCUGCCUGCUUCAGAUCCGUCACUCUGCUGUGCUGUGAGGUAGUUAGUGAAUGAAGAUUGAUAUAAAGUCGCUGCGCCAUCUACAGGAUUAGUCUGGGAACUUUUAAAAUGGCGGAACAUUUUCGAAGUGAACCCGAAUCGUAUUCUCCGCAUUUUAUUUCUGAAAAUAUCGGCGAAAAUCCGCGAGUUUUGGCCGAUUACCGAUUAGUCUCAAACGGGCUAAAACUGGCCCUAGUCCUUAUGUGAAUGUGAAUUUAACAGCUCACCCUGUUUUUGUAAAGUAAAUCAGCAGCAUUCAAAUAGAUAAGAGAAAUGUUGUUUAGUUAUUACUCUAAGACAGCCAUUAAUCACUUUAAUGUCUAAUGAAAUCCUGUAGCUCCGCAGCGUUCAUCAUAUCCUGUGUCAUAUUUUUAACCUUUAUUCAUUGACCACUCUUUCUUGCAUCUGACAGGCGAGGGAUUCCACAACUACCACCACUCCUUCCCCUUCGACUAUGCAACCAGCGAGUUUGGCUGCAAGUUGAACAUAACCACUUGUUUCAUCGACCUCAUGUGCUUCCUGGGCUUAGCCAAGGACCGUAAGAGGGUGUCCCGCGAGGUGGUCCUGGCCCGAAUACAGCGCACGGGAGACGGGAGUCACCGGAGUGGCUAAGAUUGUGAAAACUGUGUCCAGCUUCAAGGAGAAACAGCAGAAGUUUCACAGUCCUUUGACAGCUCUACAUUCUUCAUCCUCUGAGGAAACAAGUCAGCUUCAUGAGGGCCUCGACCACAUUUUGCUUGUUUUUGUGGUUUUUUGUAGCUGUAACUAAACAAAAUUGUUCAAGAUGGAAAACAACCCAACACCUCUUGCAAAGCUCUUGGCCUCGGUUUCUUUCUGUUCAGAUGGGCCAAAGUGUUGCAAAGAUGUUUUAGAUUUUGAAGUAGAUCAAUUUUUUGAAAGUCAACUUCAUUCUCCGCUGUUUCUGUUGUCUUCAUGCAACGCCAUGUAGCUGAUCAUUUUUAUGUAAGUAUUACUCAAUUGUUAAAUUCAAGUAGACAGCAAGCGGAGCGCAGAAAUGAGGAGUUACAACCGAAAGGGAAAGAUACUGAUUGGAGACUGUUGCCUUUAUUGCGGUUUACAGCGAGUUUUUCCAGUUCUGAUAGAAAUUUGAAGCACCUGAAGAGCAGGAAAAAAAACAUUUAAUGAAGAGAAAGUUGUUUGCUUUAGUAGAACAUGGCACAUUUUGAAGAGUGAGGGAACCCAGACCAUUUUUAUUUUAUCUUUACUGACCAAGUGGUAUCCCAAAAGGGGGCGGUUUAUUCCAGCGUGUAACCAAACGAGGGGUUUUCUUUUGACAAAUGAAGUGACACACUUAUCAACAACUCAGAAAACUGCCAUCAAAAGAGACAAAUGUGAUUUUAACUUGAAACCAUGUGAUGUUUGAUUGAGUUUUUGUGUUUUUACUGACUAUAACAUAGUGCUAGAACGUGCCAAUUGUUGACAUAUUUCUAACCAUUUCAACAGAGCACAUUGAGUCGAUAUUGCUUCUUCAGUUAACAUCAUGGUGGAAGUACUUUUAACUGUGCGGCAUCUGUGGCUUCGCUUCCUUUUUCAGGCUCCUUCUAUCCCUCUUUAGCCCAGAUCUGAUUGGUGGAUGUAGCAGCCAGUCAUGUGUCAGUUCUGGCGUUGCAAAUGAAAACACCCCACUCCCCCAACCCCACCCCGUGCAUGACGAUAUUCUGUAGUAGGUGUCAUAGUGAGGUGUUUCUUCGGUGACUCUUCGGGCAGUCUAUUUUUGUAACGUACUGUGGAGCUGCAUCGCUUUCAGAGAUGGGGUCUGGUUUCCCUUUCGAUGUCCUCAAACGCUGAUUGUCACUGCAAAAUUUCAGGUGCAUCAAUGUUUAUGUUCAAUUCUGGUGUGCCGAAUGCCUAUAUUAUCUUAUUUAUGUAUUUAUUUCUUUUUAUCCUUAUUGACGAAAAACCUGAUUUUCUCUACUCCAAUAUUUGGCCAACAGUCUCGUAACGAACUAAAAAGCACCUGUUUGUUUUUUCCCCAAGAGUCAGGAAACAACCAAAUGCCUUAUGACUUGCAUCCAUUCCUGAUCUACGUCACGUCAAGACAAAAAAAAAGGUUCAAGUACCACAAAAUGAAUCAGAAUGAGGUUCAUGUUUACAGGCUGAAGCACCAGAUGGACUUUAAUUUUAGGCAAAUGGUAGCAUGAAAAUAUAUAAGUACUGUAAAUGCAAAUGGAGGAGAACAGGUGUUUGAUACAAACUCAACUCCUCGUGCAAACGUUCAAUCGACAGAUUUACUUGCUAAAUGAAUGCCUGGUGGAUGUGCCAACUAGUUUCCAACCCAUCACGGCAUCUUGAUAGGAAAUCAACAAAUUGAAGGUGCUGACAUGAGAGUCUCACAGCGCCAAACAAACCUGACAAUAUGUACCAAGCCAUGCAGACAACUCCUGCAGCCCAUAGCGCCAAACUCAACAUUUUCCCAACGGCGAUGAGGAUCAAAAAAAGGUUGUCACUCUGAAUGAUUCUGUCAAAUCUCAACUGUACUCUAUUCUGAAAUAAAAUUCACAAUAUUUUCAAUACACUUGUAAUUCCAUUAA